Molecule: messenger RNA, 1229 nt
Organism: Syngnathus typhle (broad-nosed pipefish)
Lineage: Eukaryota; Metazoa; Chordata; Actinopteri; Syngnathiformes; Syngnathidae
Gene: aldoca
Product: aldolase C, fructose-bisphosphate, a
Exons: 8
Coding region: 1-1092 (363 amino acids)
Biological process (GO): glycolytic process; fructose 1,6-bisphosphate metabolic process
Cellular component (GO): cytosol
Molecular function (GO): fructose-bisphosphate aldolase activity
Source: RefSeq, a predicted model, not a curated record
AUGACGCACCAGUUUGCCGCCUUGUCCGAAGCUCAGAAGAAGGAGCUCCACGAAACGGCCAUGCGUAUUGUCUCUCCGGGGAAAGGCAUCCUAGCUGCGGAUGAGUCAGUAGGUACCAUGGCCAAGCGUCUGGCCCAGGUUGGCGUGGAGAACACUGAGGAGAACCGCCGUCAGUUCCGUCAAAUCCUGUUCAGCGCCGACGAGCGCGUCAACGGCUGCAUCGGCGGCGUCAUCUUCUUCCACGAGACGCUCUACCAGCACUCGGACGGCGGGGUCGGCUUUGUCAAGAUGAUCCGAGACAAAGGCAUCCUGGUCGGCGUUAAGGUUGACAAGGGUGUUGUUCCUCUGGCAGGAACCUGCGGAGAAACCACCACCCAGGGGCUGGACGGCUUGUCAGAGCGCUGUGCCCAGUAUAAAAAAGACGGCGCCUCCUUUGCUAAGUGGCGCUGCGUGAUGAAGAUCAGCGAUGCCAACCCAUCCAAGCUGGCCAUCCGUGAGAAUGCCAACGUUAUGGCUCGCUAUGCCAGCAUCUGCCAGCAGCAAGGCAUGGUGCCCGUCAUCGAGCCUGAGCUGUUACCCGACGGAGACCACGACCUGAAACGCUGCCAGUACGUCACGGAGAAGGUGCUGACGGCGGUUUACCAAGCCAUGUCGGACCAUCAUGUGUACCUGGAGGGCACAUUGCUCAAACCCAACAUGGUCACCCCGGGACACGGCUGCAGCAAAAAGUACAGCCCGGAGGACAUCGCCAUGGCAACCCUCACCGCCCUGCGCCGCACCGUUCCUCCGGCGGUGACAGGCGUGGCCUUCCUCUCGGGUGGCCAGAGCGAAGAGGAGGCGUCCGUGCACCUGAACGCCAUCAACAACUGCCCCCUGACCAAACCCUGGACCCUCACCUUCUCCUUUGGCCGCGCCCUUCAAGCUUCGGCGCUGCGGGCCUGGCGUGGACACAAAGAGAACGAAAAGGCCGCCAUGGAGCAGUUUAUCAAGAGGGCCGAGGUCAAUAGUUUGGCCUGUCGAGGAAAGUACAAGGGUGCCGACAACUACGCCGAUUCUGCGCAUGGCGUCUACGGAUCCUGUUACUCGUACUAAACACGAUCAUGAAGCUGAGAACAUCGCCAUACGAGUGGGAAUAGAUAUAGUGAUAUAGACAGGUGAUUUAGCACCACAUAGCAAUCGUACUAUACUUGAAAAAAAUAUAUUAUUUGUCUUCACAACAAAAACAAAGA